UUCGACCAGAAAAAGAUCACCAGAAAAUGGCCCAGCGAGGCCAGCGCAUGGUCAGCGACUCGGUCGAGUCGGACGAUGUUGCGCUUUCGCCGGGAGACGAGAAGGCGAAGAAGAUAGCAGGUGUACCGACGUCCUCAGCGUCGUCGACAGCUAGCAACCCGCUGCCCCGGCGCGCGUCCUCCAAGCGGUGGUUCUCGGACUCGGACGAAGAGGGCCUUGGUUCAGUCAAAGGAUCGUUGCCACCAUCGAGUGCUGAGGCCGAUAUACCAGAAAGGGAACUGCUACACGCUGGUUUGGCGUCCGCCGCACCGAUGAAAGCGCCGCCGCCGCCGGCGCUCAACAUCAAGAACAACAACGCGACGGAAGAGCACCCGAAGCGUAAGAUGUCGGGCAUUCAAAAGCUUGUGCAGAAAACCAAGAUUCUGUCGCCGUUCCGCUCAAGCUCCAAGAAAAUGAUGGAUGGUGUGCCAGAGAAAGAGCUGCCGCCUCCACCCGCUCCGUCCAGCAUCCCUGCGAUCCCUUCCAGCGCGGCGGUGAUUCUUCCACGGCGCCAAUCUCGCCUACAAACACCGAGUGACGAGGCUGUGGGGAGCCCACGCAACGGUGGACUAGCGGACGAUGAUGCCGACGAUCCAUUCAAAGGCUCCAAUGGGUUGCUAAGCCCAGGACGAAGCCAGCUCGGCGGCGCGGCACCAGGACCUUCUGGCUCAAGCGUGCUUCUUGAAGGCUGGCUGCGGCAAAAACAGCGUCGCGGCAUUCGCGGACUCAAGAAGUGGAACUCUCGGUACUUCGUCCUCCACGCCAAAGUCCACGAACUACGCUACUACUCUGAUGUGGUGCAAUCGGGUUGGGGCCCCAUCCCGCUCGGCGAGAUCGGCUGCAUUGCGCUGCGAUCCAUCCAACGUAUUAGCAAGCCAAGUCACCCCAAGUACAAAGGCUGCCGAUUUGAUAUCACCUGCCGAAGCAUGCUGGGUACGCCGGACCCCGACGACGAUGCAUCGUCGGACGACGGAGCGAAAAAUACGUCACCGCUACGGCAGCAACAAGCGCAGCAACAAUCAUCAACACCAGUGAUCAAGACGACACCAAAGGCUUCGCGCAUCUACAGCCUCGUAGCCGACUCACCCCAAACAACUGUGCUUUGGGUAAACAUGAUCGACUCGCUCCUUACGCGCAGCGUCAAUAGCCCACGCCCCGAUAUGUCGCAGGCCAAGGCACCCCAGCCGCUCAAGGCGCUGGCCCAGCUCAACCAGUCGCGCCAGAAGCCGGUACCCGAGAGUGUCUCCAAUCGGCCACCAAAUGAUAUGCUCGUCCUUGCAUUUCCCGAUGACAUUGUGCCCAAGCCCAUCGUGCAUGCUGUCGACUACAUCUUUGAGUCUUCUCCUGGUAUCGAAACCGAGCUCUUUUACGAGAAAGAGGCUGCGCUGGGCCAACUCAAGAUAGUGCUGAAUCGCCUCAACCAAUGCGCUGCAGAGCGGCGCAAGCCUACGCGCAACGAGUGGGAGGACGUAUUCGACGUAGUGAGUGCGGCAGGCGUAGUGAAGCUCUGGUUACAACAGCUCGAAGGACCGAUCAUUCCGCACGAGAUGUUUUCCGAAUUCCAACGCGUCAUGGAUGAAGGCGCCGUCGCACCCUUUGAACUGAUGCGCAACCUCAAGUCCCUCUUGGCGACGCUCCCCCGCAAGCCCUUCAAGCAGAUUGCAUUCGUUAUCUUCCACUGGAAUGACGUGACCGUGUAUGCGUCCAAGAACAAGCUUACAGCGGCGGUGCUUGCAGCACGCUUCGGCGAUUUCGUGUUGCGUCCUCGGCCUGGUGCGGCGGCCGAGUCUGAGACUGCCACACGCCUUGUUGAGUACAUGAUCACACACGCCGACGCACUCAUUGACGAAAAGGAGUCUGAAAUCCUGGACAUGUAGACAGGUUUUGCACUUCGCGUGCUACAACAACGACUGUUUUGUGGUCCAUGUCGAGCGCUUGAUACAUUUCUUGAUACUAUAUCAUAUAGUGCUGGAAACAGUAUCAAUGUUUCCAGAGCGCCG
Saprolegnia diclina VS20 is the source of this 2039-nucleotide messenger RNA. RefSeq lists its product as hypothetical. Gene Ontology annotation, biological process: signal transduction; activation of GTPase activity. The record is from RefSeq and is a predicted model, not a curated record. NCBI's taxonomy places the organism in Eukaryota, Oomycota, Saprolegniomycetes, Saprolegniales, Saprolegniaceae. Bases 27 to 1916 code for a protein of 629 amino acids. The transcript is spliced from 10 exons. Gene Ontology annotation, molecular function: GTPase activator activity.